This is a messenger RNA of Emiliania huxleyi CCMP1516, 1236 nucleotides long. RefSeq lists its product as hypothetical. Bases 1 to 1236 code for a protein of 411 amino acids. The record is from RefSeq and is a predicted model, not a curated record. The transcript has 2 exons. Gene Ontology annotation, molecular function: metallopeptidase activity. Lineage: Eukaryota; Haptophyta; Isochrysidales; Noelaerhabdaceae.
AUGCACGCCAAACUUAUCGCCAGUGUGCUGGCAGCGGCGCCUCGUGUGCGCGGCUGGGUGCUCCACAGCCCGUGCAGCAACGGGUACGCGGCUCAAGCCUCGUGCGAGGAGAGCUGGCCCAGGGUCGACCUGUACAAUGUCGCGAAGCUUUGGUCGCUGCCGUCGGGCGGAGCACCAUUAUCAGAUGGACUCGCAGCGGGCAUCACCUACGCAUUGCACCCUCAAUUCUGCCACCAGAUGCUGCCCCAGCACCGCGAGAUGGGCUACAGAGGGUAUGUCCAGGCGGUGGCGACAGCUCUCGACACGUGGGCUAUCAACCACAAGCGCAUUCACUUCGAGGACGUCUCCGAGGCGUGCUGGCAGGAGUGGGAAGGGCGCCAGGGCGCCGCGUGUGGCAACGCCGAGCUCUUCUUGACCACCGACAUCCGCAUGCACGAGGGCAUGCAGCUGAGGUACCCCGAGGAGAGGUACGCCGCGAUCAGCGAGUAUGAAGCCGACCACGUGCCGACGGUGCUCACGUCGGGGACGACGCUGCAGCAGCGGAACGGUAUUAGGCGGUCGGAGGUGGUGCUCAACUCACAGCUGUGCUGGUACCUGGACGCCGCCUUCUGCCACCGUUUCCACGCGAGCGACGGCGGGGGCGAGUGGUACGCGGUGGUCUUCGUGUGCAGCCUGAGCUUCGUCCUCGGCUGCCUGUGCUGCCUCUGCCUGCUCCGGCCUGUCUGCACGGCCACGGCGGCGUGCCACGACGAGCCCCUCGCACGGCCGCCAGUGGUCUCGGCGCGCUGCGACGCGGCCGUCCGCAACUUUGCACGCCUGCCACUCCCGAGCCUUCUCGUCGCCAACUACUGCCUCGCCGCGGCGCCCGUCUUUUACGUCUUUGUCUUUCUGCCUUGCUGGGACUGCUAUGAUUUCACGGCCACAGUCGCGCACGAGGCGGGCCACAUCCUCGGCUUUGACCAUCCCGACGAGUUCCCGCGCCUCAACUUGCGCGCCAAGGCGGGCGUGCAUCUCGGCGCACCCGAGACAUGCCGCAGGCCUCUGACACCCGCAAACAUCGAGCUCGAAGAAAUUCGCGGCGGCGCUACCGGCUCUCUCAUGCUCUCCAUGACGCAGCACAGAGCGCGCACAUGCCUGAGCAAGGACGACCUCCAAGGCCUCAACUUUCUGUACCCGUCGUGCGACGACCCGCUCGGCCGCGGAAACGCGCUGCAGGCGCCGCGCCGGAUACCCUGA